AUGAUUAUCACCGCGAACGACCAGCUGUGCGUCACCGGGCAGAUCAACUUUAUAGGGAAGCUCGACAACGCGCAGGCGGGGCGCCUGAACCGCAACAAAAACAAGAUUAUCUGGUACCCUCCCAGGGGCGGUUUGCCGGAUGACGUCACCGAGGUUUCGUUCCAGUACUCUAUCGGUUUCGACUAUUUCGACGCGGCGGGGCGCAAGCAGACCGCUACCAGCAGCCCUGCUGACGUCACAAUUCAGUUCAGGGACCCGCCCGGCGGCGACGACACCGACUACUGA
Molecule: messenger RNA, 285 nt
Organism: Monoraphidium neglectum
Lineage: Eukaryota; Viridiplantae; Chlorophyta; Chlorophyceae; Sphaeropleales; Selenastraceae
Exons: 2
Coding region: 1-285 (94 amino acids)
Source: RefSeq, a predicted model, not a curated record